AUGACGCACGCGACAUGGAAUAAAGUUGCCCCCGUUGCGGCAAGCGAGGAUUAUUACAACCUUGGUGACUUUGGACGCCCGAUCACCACCAUCUGCGAAGACACUCUCACCUGGUUCAACCGCGGCUUGACCUGGGCGUACUCCUUCAACCAUGCAGAAGCUGCAUAUUGCUUUGAACAAGCUAUCGCCCAUGACCCAUGUUGCGCGAUCGCCUACUGGGGACUAGCCUUUUCCCUGGGCCCCAACUACAACAAGCCGUGGGAACGGUUUGACACGCACGACCUCAAGAUCUCCGUGGAUCGCGCUUAUCAUGCUUCACGGAAGGCAAAAGAGGUUGCCAUCGCCGAGAACGCUUCUCCCGUGGAACAGGCGCUCAUUGAUGCUAUUCAGUUUCGCUACCAGAGUGACCAUGUUACGCCCGAUUUGGCCGCACAAAACGUGGCCUAUGCUGCGGCCAUGAAAUCUGUCUACGAAGUAUUCAAAACCGACCUUGAUAUUGCGGCACUGUAUGCCGAUUCCAUGAUGAAUUUGAAUCCAUGGAGCCUCUGGGAUCUAUUCACCGGAAAGCCUACGGUUGGGGCUCGAACCACAGAGAUUCAAUCGGUCCUUGAAACGGCCUUGGAACAGGACGGGGCCUCUGGGCACCCAGGGCUCCUCCACUUCUAUAUCCACUACAUCGAGAUGUCGCCGUACCCCGAGCGAGGUCUAGCCAUCGCGAAUCACCUCCGCCACUUGGUUCCAGAUGCGGGACAUAUGCAUCACAUGCCCACUCAUCUCGAUAUACUGGUCGGCGACUGGAAGCGAUCGGUCACAUCGAACCAUGCAUCGACCCUUGCCGAUGAGAAGUACUAUCACCGCGCCGGUGCCUUUAAUUUCUACACAUUCUAUCGUCUGCACGACUACCAUUCGUUGAUCUAUGCCGCGAUGUUUUCGGGCCAAUCAAAGGUGGCAAUGGAUGCAGUGAACCGUAUGGAGGCGACUCUUCCAGAGAAGGUGCUCCGAGUUACUUCACCUCCCAUGGCGGACUGGCUUGAAUACUUUCUUACGUCUCGCGCGCAUGUCAUGGUGCGCUUUGGCAUGUGGCAAGAGCUCAUCGAUCUGGAGCUCCCGAAGGAUCCAGAGCUAUUCUGCGUGGUGACCGCGACUGUCCAUUACGGCAGGAGCCUCGCAUACGCAGCCACAGGACAGCUCGAAGCUGCAGAGAAGGAACGUGGUCUCUUCCGGGAAGCUGUCACGGCCGUCCCAGAAUCCCGUCUUGCCUACAAUGGGACCUGUCUCCAAGUACUGGCUGUUGCCAGCAAGAUGCUGGAUGGCGAGAUUGCAUAUCGACAUGAAGAGUACAGCGAGGCCUUUGCCAGUCUUCGGGCCGCCAUCGUGCUAGAUGACAACCUGUCGUAUAGCGAGCCUUGGCCCUGGAUGCAACCCACGAGACAUGCCUAUGCCGCUCUGAGUCUUGAGCAAGGCCAUCUCGAGGAAGCUGCGGCGGUAUAUAGAGCUGAUUUGGGGAUUGAUGAUACUUUGAUCCGAGCCGCCCGUCAUCCAAACAAUGUCUGGGCACUGCAAGGGUAUUAUGAGUGCUUGGUGCGACUGGGAAAGACUGAAGAAGCUUCUGCGAUGGAACCUGCCACCUGCCAAGCAUUGGCAGUGGCCGACGUACCUAUUCAGUCUUCCUGCUUUUGUAGACUGGACACCUCGCAAGCCCCAAAGGUCACUACUACUUGUGGUGUUGGUGGUACUCAUCACUAG
This is a messenger RNA of Penicillium canariense, 1746 nucleotides long. RefSeq names its product TPR domain protein. Gene Ontology annotation, molecular function: protein binding. Bases 1 to 1746 code for a protein of 581 amino acids. Gene Ontology annotation, cellular component: intracellular anatomical structure. The transcript has a single exon. Lineage: Eukaryota; Fungi; Ascomycota; Eurotiomycetes; Eurotiales; Aspergillaceae. The record is from RefSeq and is a predicted model, not a curated record.